GAAUUGAAUAUUCCUCCAUUAGCCCUUCACGCACCUACGCAGCACACCCUCUCUGUUCUGUUUUGGCGACGAGACGAGACAACCUUUCAGAGAUCUCAAAGGGUCCUUUUAUCAUCAUCUCACAAUGCCCUAACCCCUUCGACGUUUCCUAAGAUCUUCUUAUAAGCCAAAUUGUCUCUUGCCCAUUUUUACCCACUUCGUCUUCUGCCAAACCCAUCUUCGGUUUCUGUCUCCUUCCCCUGAAUCUGUCUCCUUUUGAUCCGUCUGUGUCCGGAAACACGGUAAAAAUGGCGUCUUUGGCUCCCUCGGCGAGUUGCCGAUCCUAUCCUUCCGGCAAUUCGGCUUCUUCUUUCUUGUCGAAUUGUUCUUCGCCGAUCAAACAAUAUCGGUGCUUGUCGUUCUCGUCUUCUCUCAGUCAUGUGUUGCGUCUCGAUGAGCUCCGUGUUAGAUCGCGGAAAAAUUCCGGUGGGUGUGCUGUCGUCAUGCAAGAUGUGGUUACUAAAUCAAGCCCGGCAGAAGUUAAAACUGCUCUGAAAGGAUUGAGAGAUGGGUUAUUAUCGAUUCCAUCUGAAGAAUCAGUAAAGGUUUCGGCAGAUUCCGAUGAUAAAAAUCACUCAACCGUUAGCAUCACGGUGGUCGGAGCCUCGGGUGAUCUUGCCAAGAAGAAGAUAUUCCCCGCCCUUUUCGCGCUUCAUUACGAAGACUGUCUUCCCGAGCAUUUUACGAUAUACGGCUAUGCUCGGAGCAAGAUGACAGAUGCAGAACUUAGGAGCAUGGUCAGCAAAACUCUGACCUGCAGAAUCGAUAAGAGGGAAAACUGCGGCGAAAAGAUGGAAGAGUUUCUCAAGAGAUGUUUCUACCAUUCUGGUCAAUAUGAUUCUCAACAACAUUUCACAGAAUUGGACAAGAAGCUCAAAGAACAUGAGGGUGGAAGAGUUUCGAAUCGGCUGUUUUAUCUAUCAAUACCUCCGAAUAUAUUUGUGGAUGCAGUCAAAUGUGCAAGCUCUUCUGCUUCAUCUAUCAAUGGCUGGACUAGGGUUAUUGUCGAGAAACCCUUUGGUAGAGAUUCCGAAACCUCGGCUGCUUUAACAAAAUCCCUUAAGCAGUACCUGGAAGAAGAUCAGAUUUUUAGGAUAGACCAUUACUUGGGGAAAGAACUAGUCGAGAACUUAUCAGUUCUUCGAUUCUCAAACCUUAUAUUUGAACCGCUGUGGUCGAGGCAGUAUAUAAGGAAUGUACAAUUGAUAUUCUCCGAGGAUUUUGGUACUGAAGGGCGUGGAGGGUACUUUGAUCAUUAUGGAAUUAUAAGGGACAUAAUGCAGAAUCAUCUGCUUCAGAUAUUAGCUCUCUUUGCCAUGGAAACGCCUGUUAGUUUGGACGCGGAAGAUAUUAGGAACGAAAAGGUUAAGGUUCUUCGUUCUAUGAGGCCGAUAAGGCUUGAAGAUGUGGUGAUAGGGCAAUACAAGAGCCAUACCAAGGGAGGAGUUACCUAUCCCGGCUAUACCGAUGAUAAAACCGUCCCGAAAGACAGUUUGACACCGACAUUUGCAGCGGCUGCUCUCUUCAUCGACAACCCGAGAUGGGACGGUGUGCCUUUCCUAAUGAAAGCUGGGAAAGCAUUGAACACUAGAGGGGCGGAGAUAAGGGUGCAAUUCAGGCAUGUGCCCGGAAAUUUGUAUAAUCAGAACUUCAGGACUGAUCUCGAUCGGGCUACAAACGAGCUUGUUAUCCGAGUCCAGCCAGAUGAAGCCAUUUAUUUGAAGAUCAACAACAAGGUCCCGGGUUUGGGAAUGAGAUUAGAUCGAAGCAACCUGAAUCUUCUCUAUUCCGCAAGGUAAAGUUACAAAAAAAAAAAAA
Molecule: messenger RNA, 1857 nt
Organism: Tarenaya hassleriana
Lineage: Eukaryota; Viridiplantae; Streptophyta; Magnoliopsida; Brassicales; Cleomaceae
Product: glucose-6-phosphate 1-dehydrogenase 2, chloroplastic-like
Exons: 9
Coding region: 288-1838 (516 amino acids)
Biological process (GO): pentose-phosphate shunt, oxidative branch; glucose metabolic process
Cellular component (GO): chloroplast stroma
Molecular function (GO): NADP binding; glucose-6-phosphate dehydrogenase activity
Source: RefSeq, a predicted model, not a curated record